GACACGGGGUAUUUUUGUUUCUUUGUUGUCAUAGUCACUGACCGGAACCACUAUGGUCGCGUAUACACGUGUUUUUACUUGUACCCCCAAUUCAACACUUCACCAAGAUCAUUACAAGUGCUAGGAUGCCAAAAUCCAAAAAAUCCGCUCUGCCGCUCCACAACAAACAGAAAAAUGUGAAAGCACCACCAUCAAUCUUCAGCCCGGGGACCCUCAGUCCUCGCAGUUUCCCCCUCAGUCCAUACACAGUUCUGGGAUCGUUUCUUCUUUGGAUAUUUAUUGGACUAGCCGCCUAUAAAUGUCUCCUUUACUUUGGCACAUACCGUUCUCUAGAUUCAGAUUUGAUAGGAUCGUGUGAUGUUCAUCUGAAAAAAUCUUUGGAAGAGAAUUUAAAAAUCGCUGAAAACUACUCAAAAGGGGAUGCUGGCCCUUACCUUAAGAGGAUAGGCUCUCAGAUGUAUGGAGAUACAUUUGCUGGAACUCCUUCACCACAGGAAUUACCCAACAUUCCUCCCGUAGUUACAGCUGUAUCGUCUGCUGAGUUCUUCCAAAUACAAGGUCUCAUCCGGGAUAUUGAAGAUGUAAAUAAGAGCGGCAAAAUUCUAAUAAAACUGAUCAUUUACGAUCUAGGAUUGUACAGAAAUGAAAAAGAAAUCAUGAAGAAACACUGUAACUGCGACGUGAGGUCAUUUGAUGCUGGACAUUACCCGAAUCACGUGGCCGUUUACUCGAAUAAGGCGUACCAACCUAUUAUAAUGCAGACUAUCCUGGAAGAGUUUGGCUCAGUGAUGUGGAUUGACCCUUCAGUGAAGUUCAAAGAAGCCCGAGAUCUGGGCAUGCUCAGAUUCCGCGGAUCACACGACUUUUUCCUGUGGGAGGAGGAAAUUUUUAAUUCAAUUGUGGCUUACACACAUCCACAAAUGUUUGAAUUUUUGGGAGAAAAAAGAUGCACGUUUGCGGAAUACGGAAUGAUGGACACCAGUUCUAUAGUUCUAUACAGAACUAACAUGACAUGGAUUGGUAUUAUGAAACCUUGGUUAAAAUGUGCCCUUAAUGCAAAUUGUUUAUCUCCCAGAGGUGCUAAGAAUUCAGAAUGUUUUCACUGGGAACGGCCAAAAAUGACUGGAUGUCAUUGGUUUGUGCAAUCUGCCUUCAGUAUUGUCGUAAAUAGAGUUUUCCAGUUUUCAUCUCAUAUAGACAAAUUAUCAAUCCCUCGCUUCACAACGAAAGAGGAUGUAGAAAUUAUUUAUCAUUUCCCAGAACAGCCAUGGACCUAUAGCGAAAUUGUUUUCGUGCUAAUUCUUCCUGUAAUGGUUUGUGGCGCAUUGUUUUACAUGUACCAAAGAAGGACACGGGCGCAAAGGGAACAGUACCUCAGGCGGUGAUUAAUGUUAAAAAAACUAAUUGUGAUGAUUCAGGGAGUAUGGCGUUUGAAAGGGGUGAGAAAAGUGCAGAAAUUCGUUCUAGGAAUGUAUGUUUGAAGUCAGAUUAAUUUUACUUAUAGUUUCCGGAACUGACAGUUUUUAGCUCUCUAGAUUAGGAUGCAUUGAUAAGGUGCCUGACGUUUUUCUAUUUGUCUGUCUGUAAACACAUUUAAAUUAAAUUAUAAGACAAACGGCGUUGCAAAUAUAUUCUUUCAUUUUGGGUCCAAUUGAAAAAAAGACACGGGACACAAUUAGAUUACAUCCAGAUACACAAAUCUUAACAUUUCUUGAAUGUUAACAAUAUCGUAUUGCCACAAUUACUUAAAAUAGUCAUUUUGAAAAUGCAUAAAAAAAAUCUUAUUAAGCUUUCAUUUAAUUUCAACUAAGCCCAUUAAAAAGGCACCAAGAUACUAAAUCCUAAAGUAUUUCAG
Messenger RNA from Saccostrea cuccullata (small rock oyster), 1855 nucleotides. RefSeq lists its product as uncharacterized. The record is from RefSeq and is a predicted model, not a curated record. The transcript is spliced from 4 exons. Bases 126 to 1385 code for a protein of 419 amino acids. NCBI's taxonomy places the organism in Eukaryota, Metazoa, Mollusca, Bivalvia, Ostreida, Ostreidae.